AAACGUUCACGUCAAUCUUUCAAAAAAGAAAACAUUCCCACUCACUGAGUAUCUCACUGUACACGGAGAGGAGACUACCCACCUCUCUCCUGAUAGGGGCAUUUCAACUGUUCUACCAGCAAAAUACUACUCUAAAACAUAGAGUUUCUUGUUCCUCGGAUGCCUCUAAAAACGAUAUCCAAACAUAGAUUUUUCAACAUUGCAUUGCCUUUUACAUGAGAUGACUACAACCAAUAUUUUUUAGAGAAGAAAAUUAGCUUCAAGGCAUUCUCAGUUAAUACAAUCUCGAGAGAGUAGUACUCAGAGUUAUAUGCUACCUGGACAAGAUCUCAAAGUAUCGACCAUGUCGAGGCAAACAGAAUUCACACAGAAAGUGUUGCAUGAUCUGCGUCGGAGGAAGGAACAUAUGGCUAUGUCUCAAACUCCCAAAGAUUCAAAUCAGAAUCAGACAUCUGCAGAUAUAUAUCGAAAAUUCAAGCAAGCUUCUCAAGGAUCAAAAGAAACAAACCCCUACGGAAGUAUUGGUUCUACUAGCCAUUACGUGAACGGGUGGUAUGGUGGUAAAGGGCAAGAUUCAUCAUUCUCUAUAAAAGAAUCUUCAAAACAGAUUAUGCCAAUAGAUGGUGGCAGAGUUCGUCGCUCUGAAAACAUAGCUGAUUUGUCCAUGGCACUUGCUUUUGCGCUGAAGAACAAUGGGAAACUCAAGAGGAUGGGAUCAUCAGAAAACUCUUCGACAACUUUCCUGCAUCACAUUGGAAAAGUGGAUUUAGUGGAGGUGGAUAGAAGGCCAGGUUUACCUUCAAGUGGUCGAUUUCCUACCCAUUCACUUCUGCAAAUACAAGAGAUCUCAAAUGAUGCGGAGAAGCUGCAUCAUAUGCUCACUGGUUGCUAUGAUGGCUUAAAUUCUGACAAAGUCUCUGUCGAAAUCGGGCACGAACUCCUCAAAGGAGCCAUGGAUUUGGAAGAAUCCUUAAGAAUGCUUGUAAACCUGCAAGGAGUUUCUGAGAACAUGGUUAUCCCUCAAAGAAAGCAACAGACAAUUAGACUGGUGGAGGUUGAAGAGGAUCCCAGUCAUACCACUGAAACAGUAAGCAAACAGAUGAAAUCAGAAGGACCAAAGCUUUCUUUCAAUAAACUAUCAAGAAACUCUACCGAAGAUGUUCUACUGGCUACAAAGAGCAACCUCAUAAAGCAGAAGCAGUUAACCUUAUACUCUCCUACAGAACCCCAAAAGAUCAGUUCAGCAAAACAAGCUCCUACUACCUCAAGUGAAAUUGUUUCCCAUAGACGCUCAGCCAGCUGCGGCGAAAUUCCAAACACCAUCACCACAUUUACAAACCUAAAUAAGCACUCACGUUCAGAUUCUCAACUGAAAAAGGGUAGACUAUCAAGUGUUGUCGCAAAACUUAUGGGUCUAGAAGAGUUUCCAACACCGAUAGAAUCAAAAGAUGGAGGGUUAUACGACCCAGCUAUCAAGCAAGAAUCAUCUGUAGCCUAUAAUUCUAUGAAAUCAUUGCACAAAACUUCAAGAAAAACUAUACCCGAGACGAUGCAUAAUGAGAAACUUUGUUUGCAAACAGAUGAGCCAAAAGUGCUGCCAACCAACAACCCGGAAACCCAUUUUGCUGACAGAAGCUUGGUUAGGAAAAAUGAGACAUCCGAGAGAGUGGUUCACAAAGAGAUAUCAUAUCCUAAUGAGCAAAAAAAUGUUGAAACUCUAGUGAGAGAACAGGAAAACAAGACGAGGAAGGAUAAACGAAAUAUGAAGGAACAGAAAAGCACAAGGAAUGGGGACACAAAGGACAAGGUGUUUGAGGAUGAAUUGCACAUGCCUCGGCUGAUACGUAAACAACCAGAACCAGUAUUUAUAAAGCAAGAAAAAGCAGCAACCAAGGAGACUAUGUUCCAAAAAGAGAGGACAAAUGCAAAAGAAAAGCUAUUGACAUCGACCAAGCAAGAAAAUCCCCAACAAGAUAUCCCACUUCAGCCACGGUACAAGCUCAGGAAAUCGGAGUCGAAGAACCCAAAGCUUCAAGCAGAUAAAGAAAAGAUGACCGUGAAAAGGAAGCCGCAUCCGAGAAAUCCAGAAGAAACUGAGGUUAUGAAAAAAGUAAACGCAUCAAGAUCAAUCCAUGACAUUGUAGAUUUGCAACAGAAGCUAAUAAAUAAGAAUCCUGCCACAGUUCGUAAAAACCCAGAUAAACCUGAUGAUGCAGUAAAGAGAAGCAUUCAUGAAGAUCUAAUCAGGCAACAAAAUAUUAUUAUACUCCAACCCAAGUUAAGAAAACCUUCAAAAGAGAAUUUCAACCACAGAGUCAUUCCGACAGAUAGAGAUACUGAUGAGGACAUUUCAAAAGUUGAAAACACGACACCUGUUAACAUUAAGUUGAUGCAGAAUAAGGUAGAAGGUACUGAAUUACUUAAAAUCAUGCCCCCGAGAAUACUAAACAAAGAAUUGGGCAGUGAAUCCCUUGACAGGCAACUUAUGUCACUAAAGCAGCCGGCUUCAGUUUUGGAAGAACUAGAGAAGAGAAGGCAUGAGAGGAAUGUAGCACAAGCAAGCAUCAUGCUAACUAGAGAAGAAGUGGAAGAAGCAAACAUUCGAUCACCCAUAUCAACGGAAGUUACACACACAAUUCCUAUAGUGACACCCUCUCUCAGCUCCUCCACUGUAGAAGAAUACCAAAUGCUAAAUGAAAUGAAAACCAUCAAUGCAACUGCCAAGAUUCAAAAGACCACAGAAGUUUCCAAACCUUUGCAAGCUUCAGUGGUUUUGCUUUCGAAAGAUCAACCAUUUAAGUCUACAGACAGUUCAAUUCAAAUUAAAGCCUUACAGGAGAGAAGCAUCAUAGACGUUGUUAAACCUUUACAGCAGGAGAGGCCCAAAUCUGAAAUACUAGGGUCACCUCCGGCAAAUGAAGAUCACCUCAAGCAAAUACUUCUUAGGAGUCGAGUUUUCCUUAAUGCAGUUGUGGCACUCUUCAGAUUUCAGUUUCCUGUAGGUACCCUCAAUUGUAGUACCAACAAAUGUCAAGAUGAAGAUAGUAAACUGCUUUUAGACUCUGGAUAUGAAACUAUGAGAAGGAAAGGAAAAAUACAAGAGCUCAAUUGCAAUCCUUGUAUAGGCAUUUUUGUUGGGUCCAAGAAGGUUAGAUGCUUGGAAAGCUUGGUUAAGGAGUUGAAUGAGGACCUUGAAACGUACAAGUAUUCUGCUAGUGAACACAUUGAAGAUGAAGCAAGCCACCUACACUAUUUGCUCCAGAAAGACAUUGAAAAUAAGAAUCCAGUGGUAAACUGUAUGUGGGAUUUUGGAUGGAGUAACAUAAUGUUUUCAUGUAUUGAAAAAGAGGAAGUCGCAAGGGAUGUGGAGAAGCAUGUGCUCAAUAUAAUGAUAGAUGAAAUUACUAGAGAUUUCAUACAUUUAAGUGUUGCAAUCUAUUAACUAUAUCAAAGAUUUGAGGAAACCUAUAGAAUUAGUUUUUCAUUCUAUUAUAUCUGAUCUGGAAAGGGUGUUUUUUCGACGAGGAUUUUGGAGUAAAAAAGAUAAAAUGGAAGUAGUGGUUUGAGGAAGCGAUUUAUAAGAGUAUAUAGUGAUUAUUUUAAAGAUAGGUGGUUGUAUUUUCAGGACAUGGAAAAUAUGUAUAGAAUACCCCUAAAUGUUUUGUAAUUGUCAAAUAAAAGUAGAUAUAACAAACAAAGGGAAAAAAAAAAAUGAAGUUUACUGCCUUA
Messenger RNA from Papaver somniferum (opium poppy), 3729 nucleotides. RefSeq lists its product as uncharacterized. Lineage: Eukaryota; Viridiplantae; Streptophyta; Magnoliopsida; Ranunculales; Papaveraceae. The coding region runs from base 311 to 3442 and encodes 1043 amino acids. The transcript is spliced from 5 exons. The record is from RefSeq and is a predicted model, not a curated record.